Messenger RNA from Bolinopsis microptera, 4031 nucleotides. Its product is annotated as murinoglobulin-1-like. The record is from RefSeq and is a predicted model, not a curated record. Lineage: Eukaryota; Metazoa; Ctenophora; Tentaculata; Lobata; Bolinopsidae. Gene Ontology annotation, cellular component: extracellular region. The coding region runs from base 137 to 3817 and encodes 1226 amino acids. Gene Ontology annotation, molecular function: endopeptidase inhibitor activity. The transcript has 4 exons.
AGCAAAGACAGGAAUCUACACAAUCAGAGUGACCGGCAAGAAUUCUGCUUCCUGCUCUUUCUCUGUGGAGGAAUACGUUCUUCCCAAGUUCGGGGUAGAAAUUGAAGGACCAAAACAUAUUGCGUCUGGAGACACGAUGGUUCGAGGUAAAGUCUCCGCCACCUACACAUACGGCAAACCUGUUAACGGGAAAGUAGUCCUGAAGUUCGCUGUGGACAACAAACAACAGAAAAUGUACGCAGGAGCUUAUCACUUCAAAGAAGUUACAACUGAACUUGUUGAUGGAAUCGCAGACUGGGAGAUCGACAUUACAGAUUUGACGACAAGAAAGCUAAAAUACCUGUUUAAUCCUUUCUGCAGUCCAUCUGUCCUUGUUAUCACUGCUUCUGUGUCUGAUGCUGAAGGGGGUUUCAACAUUGAGAAAGUGGACUCAUCAACGGAGUUCAGUCAGACCUCUGUAAAGGUGACCUAUAACGAGAACACACAGAAGAACUACGCUGCUGGCUUCCCUUUCUAUGUCGAACUAGACGUUAAAAAUUUUAAUAAAGCGUCGAACACUGAGGACUUGACUGUAAAAUUAACAAUGAUUUCAGGUAUUUCCGAUCCGAAAUAUGUAACACAAGAAGUCCGUGUUCAAAACGGAAAAGCCUUUGCAUCCUUCGAUGUUCCUGAAGAUGCAUGUGCUUUGAAGAUAACAGCUGAAAUGGAUAUUGAUGCCGCUUGUGAUGAAAUCUUUGCUUGCUACCAACCCGAAAGAAUGGUUGCAAAGGCUGAUGAAUUCAUACGCUUAGUCAAGACCGAACCAAGGUCGUACAAAACUGGUGAUAUGGCUUCUUACAAGGUGCUUUCCAACAAAAGGGUCGAAACCUUACAUUUCAUUAUUUUGUCUAAGGGAAGCAUUGUUAAAAGUUGGAACGAUGUCCCAGAAUGGGAGAGUCACGAGUCAGGGAAAUUGUUUGUAGAUGGAUCCAUAAUGAUACCAUCAAAAGUGAUAACCAGAUCACGUCUGUUUGUUAUGACAGCAAACGCCAAUUCUGGAUACAUCCUUGCCGAUGCCAUAGAUCUCGACAUUGCUGAAGACUUGGGACACAAGGUGAGGCUUCAAUUGGACGCUAAAAUUGUUAAGCCUGGUGAAAAUGUGACCAUGUAUUUGACAAGUGAUCCUUCUUCAUUUGUUGGAGUCAGUGUCAUCGAUGCGAGCUUAAACCUUCUGCGGGCACCAUGCAAAGUACUGACCAAGGAAUCAACAAUGUCCUUCUUAAGAGACCUCGACAGCGGAACCACCAAAGACUUGACCUGUAAGAGGGACGAUCCUUUCCAAUGUAAAUCUAGUACUGAGGUGAAAAUAAUCGAUUUAAGGGAUCUCUUCGAAAGUGAAGGUCUUGAAGUUUCCACAAACAUGAAUUUGUUCGAUUAUGGUUUCCAAAAUAACGUAAAACCAUAUCCAAUCAGGUACGAUAAAGGACGUAGUCGUACUAGUACACAAACUUCUAUGGAUAUGUAUGUACCGUCAACCUCUUAUCCUAUGGCGGACGACAUGAAAAUGAUGAUGCCGACGUCAGAGGAAUCUGAAGAAGUGGUCGAGGAACCAAAGGAAGAAGAAUCUGCGGGAUUAAGGAACUAUUUCCCUGAGACCUGGCUUUGGACUGAUAUGGUCAGUGAUGAAAACGGAAAGAACAUCAUUUCAGCGAUAGCUCCUGAUACAAUCACAGGAUGGAAAGGAAGUGCCUUCGGACUGUCCCCUGAAAAAGGAUUGGGAUUCUCUAAUGAAAUAGAGUUUCAAACAUUCCUCCCUUUCUUUAUAAGUUUAGACUUGCCAUAUUCUGGAACUGUUGGAGAGAGAAUAACUAUUCCUGUCAGUAUAUUCAACUAUUUAGAUGAUGAAGUUUCAGCAACAGUCCGAAUCUCUUCUGAAAUGUGGGGUGACCAGGAUGCAACAGUGACCAUAGCCUCUAACAAAGCAAGUACCGUUGAGUAUGAAAUAAGCCUCACCGAGGCUGGGAAUCACGACAUCACUGUCACAGCGGAUACCAGAUCUGGUGAGUCAGACUCUGUUCGAAAAAGCCUUCUCGUUCAACCAGGAGGUGAAAAAGUUAUCGAUACAAGCAGUGUUCUAAUAAUGCAAAAAGGUAAGUCAGGGGACAAAGCUGAUAUGAGUGUUGAACUUCCUGAUGGUUUCAUACCUGGCUCGCACGAUCUGAAAGUUGUAGCUGUUGGAGACAUCCUUGGAGAAGCUGUGGCGGGAAUUUCAAGCUUGAUUCAACUUCCUUCGGGGUGUGGUGAGCAGAACAUGCACAAGAUUGCAAUAAACGUCUUCUCGGCAAACUAUAUCAGAUCCCUGUACAAGGAACUUCCUGAAAACAUAAAUUACAACAUCAAGCAUAACCUGAAUAUUGGGUUGCAGCAGCAGUUUGCUUACAGAAAGGGUUCCACUGGCUACAGUUAUGGGUAUUCAGUGUUUAAAGGGGGUGAUUCUAGUGACUGGUUGACUACUUUUGUUCAUAAGAUAGUCGCUUUAUUCCCGAAAGACGUACCUGUUUUAUGUGAUUCAGGGCUUAAUAGUGAUAGGGACUAUCUUAUGCGACAAUUGCAACAAGUCAAAAAAGAUAACAAAAAAACAAUGGGAGUAAACAGAGAAGGAUGGGCUCCUUAUCAAUACAUUUAUCAUCAAAAUAGGGACCUUUACUGGCAAUCUUACUUCCUCAUUUCUAUGCUGGAGAGCAACGGAGUGAGCCGAUGUGGAAGCACCCUGACUGAUUCUUCUUAUAACUCUGAUAGACUAGGAAAAGUUUGCAACUCUACCUUCGAAUUAGCUUCUCAAUCAGAUGAUUGCUGUUAUCAUCAUAUGGUAGCUUAUUCCAUCCAACUCUGCAAAGAGCAUGGACUUCUUGAUCAUGUCGAAAGCUGGAAAAAACUGCCUUUCAGAGAAGAUGCAAAGUGUAUGGGAUCCUCUACUGAUGGAAAGUUUAAGUUUGCUACUUGUGAAGAUAAUCUUGAAUUUGAAUCCUUUAUGGGAUCAAGUAAGUCUAUCGAAGCUACUGGCUAUGCAGCAUUGUAUUUCAUGCAGAGAGACAGAAUUGAAGACAGUCUCCCAAUGAUAAUGUGGCUUGCCAGUCAAAGGAAUGAGAAUGGAGGAUUCCGAUCAAGUCAAGACACUGUCAUUGGACUGCAAGCUCUCGCUAGGUUUGCUGAAUUAAGCAAUGCUAAAAUGACUAAACGAACUGAUCUAACCAUAGUGAUCUCAAAAGGCAAGUCAAAGAUUGGAAAAAUACGGAUAAAGGAGGAUAGCAAAAUGACCGUCAAACAGUUGGAUCUACGACCAAAAGUUGGCAAGUACAAGAUCAAAUGGAGUGGAGUAGGUGUUGCGUUCGUACAAAUGAUAUCUGAAUACCAUGUCACAGGUAGAAACUAUGAACCUAUAUUCAUGUUGCAGGCUUCAUCUGCUGUAUACGAAGGGCUUCCAGCUGUCAGCAUAGGAUUUACAUUGCCUGAGGAGUCCAACUCGACAAUGUAUUUGCUGGAGGUAGCUUCGCCUACUGGCAUGGUCUUCACAAAGUCUCUUGUUGAGGGACAACUUCAGUUGACCGACGGUGGAUUCUCUGCUAUUACAAGAUACGACAUCAAGGAAGGUGGACAACGGCUUCAUCUCUACGUGGAUCCUGCCACAAAGCUUAAAGAAAUCGAAUUCAACAUCCCCAUGGACAUAAAGUUCGACGUAACCAACAGAAUGCCAGUACAAGUAUCUCUGAUAGAUUACUACAAUCCCUCUAAAAGGCAGACCAUUUUCUACUCCGUUGAUGGAACUAGUUAUAAAUAAUAUUAACGUAAGCCGGGAGGGAUUACCUCCUUCAUUCAAUUGUAAUGUUUUAGCAAGUUACUUCAUAACCUGCCUCAUUGAAACUUUUUAUAUAUUUUAAGUUUUUAAUUCAUUUUAAAUUAUCGUCAUAAUUUAUCUACCCGUUUGCUUAUAGUUAUUGUCUAUUGAUAUUAAUUUUUCAACGGUAGUAGUUUCUGAAAAUUUAGCAGUUAUC